This is a messenger RNA of Stegostoma tigrinum, 2694 nucleotides long. Its product is annotated as hexokinase HKDC1-like. The record is from RefSeq and is a predicted model, not a curated record. Gene Ontology annotation, molecular function: fructokinase activity; glucokinase activity; ATP binding. Lineage: Eukaryota; Metazoa; Chordata; Chondrichthyes; Orectolobiformes; Stegostomatidae. Gene Ontology annotation, cellular component: cytosol; mitochondrion. The transcript is spliced from 17 exons. Gene Ontology annotation, biological process: glucose 6-phosphate metabolic process; glycolytic process; intracellular glucose homeostasis. Bases 19 to 2694 code for a protein of 891 amino acids.
AAUCGUUUCCUUUUCAACAUGCAACUCAAUAAAGACCAGAUCGAAGACAUCAUGGUUCGGUUCAAAGCGGAGAUGCUGAAGGGUUUGGACUUUCCCAGCUCUUCCUGUCUGAAGAUGUUGCCUACGCAUGUACGGUCAACUCCUGAUGGUUCAGAAAAAGGAGAGUUUUUGGCGUUGGAUAUAGGAGGCUCCAUGUUCCGUGUGUUAAGGGUCAAGGUGUCAGAAGAUGGGCGGCAGAUGGUCCACAUAUCUAGUAAUGUCUAUCCCAUGACUGAAGAUAUGAAACAUGAAAACAGUCGACAGUUUUUUGAUUACAUCGCUGAAUGCCUGGCAGAUUUCAUUGAGAAACAGCAACUAAAAGAUAGAAAACUUCCACUGGGCUUCACUUUUUCCUUUCCUUGCAGACAGAGCAAACUGGAUGAGGGUAUUCUCAUCUCAUGGAGUAAAGGAUUCUUUGUUAAAGGAGUACAAGGAGUAGAUGUUGUCUCUUUGUUACGUGAAGCGAUUUCUAGACGAAGGGACUACGAAGUGGAUGUGUUGGCUUUAGUGAAUGACACCGUGGGAACCAUGAUGACGUGUGCAUUUGAUGACCCAUACUGUGAGGUUGGCGUUGUCAUUGGAACUGGCACAAAUGCUUGUUACAUGGAGGAAUUGAGACACAUCCAACUAGUGGAAGGUGAUGAAGGAAGGAUGUGCAUCAACACAGAAUGGGGAGGAUUUGGAGAUGAUGGCUCAUUGGAAGAUAUCAGGACUGUAUUUGACAGGGAAGUCGAUGAUGGCUCCAUCAAUCCAGGGAAACAGCUGUUUGAGAAAAUGGCUUCUGCAAUGUAUAUGGGAGAACUUGUGCGGAUUAUUCUGGUCCGAAUUGUUCGAAAUGGCAUACUGUUCAAAGGAAAGACUUCAUCCAAACUCCUCACCAAAGGAUCUAUUGAUAUUGAAGACAUUAUUGCUAUACAGAAUUACAGUACAGGUCUGGAAAGUGCAAUAAAGAUGCUAAAGAAUCUGGAACUGGAGCCUACUGAAGAAGAUGGCAUCGCUGUUAAGCAAAUUUGCAAAAUAGUCUCAGUUCGCUCAGCCACUCUCUGUUCAGCCACUCUAGCUGUUAUUCUGCAACAUAUCAAAAAAAAUAAGAAAAUCAAGCGGCUUCGAACAACAGUGGGUAUUACUGGGACACUGUACAGACAAAAUACGCAGUAUGCAAAGUACUUCCACAAAAUGGUUCGAAGCCUGGUCCCUGACUGCGAUGUGCGAUUCUUCCUGGCUGAAUAUGGUUCUGGGAAAGGGGCUGCCAUGGUGACUGCAGUAGCCCAGAGGCUCGUUCAUCAACGUAACUAUAUAGAUAAGACCCUGGCACCACUCAGACUCAACUGUGACCAACUGCUCGACGUAAUGGAUAAGAUGAGAUCAAAUAUGGAACAAGGACUAAAAACAGACACCCACAAUACUGCCACAGUCAAAAUGCUUCCCACCUUCAUUUGUAAAUUUCCCACAGGAAAUGAGAGUGGCAAGUUCAUUGCUCUUGAUUUAGGUGGCACCAAUCUCCGUAUCCUACUCGUUGAAAUGCAAUCUGGGAUGAGGAAAUCUCUUCGAAUGUACAGCAAAAUCUUCCCCAUCCCUCUGGAGAUUAUGCAAGGGACAGGUGAAGAGUUGUUUGACCACAUUGUAGAAUGCAUCGCUAACUUUCUGGAAUAUAUGGGAGUGAAAGGCACACGGCUCUCCUUAGGCUUCACCUUCUCCUUUCCCUGUGUGCAGACCCGGUUGGAUCAGGGCAUUCUUAUUAAUUGGACCAAAGGCUUCAGUGCCACUGGUGUGGAAGGACAGGAUGUUGUUUCUCUAUUGAAGGAAGCUAUUACAAGAAAUGGAGAGUUGAAGUUAGACAUUGUGGCACUUCUGAAUGACACUGUGGGAACUAUGAUGUCUUGUGCAUAUGACCACCCCAAUUGUGAAAUUGGAAUGAUUGCAGGAACUGGCUGCAACCUCUGCUACAUGGAAGAAAUGAGAAACAUUGAAACAGUGAAAGGAAAAGAAGGGAGGAUGUGCAUCAACACCGAGUGGGGAGCAUUUGGUGAUGACGGAUGCUUAGAUAACAUCAGAACUACCUUUGACAAAUUGGUGGACAUCAAUUCAUUAAAUAUGGGACAUCAAAAAUUUGAGAAAAUGAUCAGUGGAAUGUACCUGGGUGAAAUUGUGCGCAACAUACUGAUCAACUUCACAAAACAAGGACUUUUGUUCAGAGGUCUUAUGUCACAAAGUUUAAUGACUAAUGGCAUUUUUCAAACCAAGUACUUGUCUCAGAUAGAGAGUGACAGUCUGGCUCUGCUCCAAAUCCGUACAAUCCUUCAGAAGCUUGGCCUGGACAGUUCUUGUGACGACAGCAUCAUUGUUAAGGAAGUGUGCGGUGUUGUUUCCACGAGAGCAGCUAAGAUCUGCGGUGCAGGAUUGGCUGCUGUUGCUGAAAAAAUAAGGCAGAGCCGGCACUUGGAUUAUUUGGAAGUUACUGUUGGUGUGGAUGGAACUCUCUAUAAGCUUCACCCACAUUUUUCUACCAUCCUAGAGAACACAGUGAAGGACCUGGCUCCAAAUUGUGACAUGACUUUUGUACUUUCGGAGGAUGGCAGUGGAAAAGGCGCAGCUCUUGUUACAGCUGCAGCAAUUCAGCGAGAUAAAGAUUCAAAUGCUCAGUCCAAUAGAUAA